AUGAAAGAUGUCGAUAACAAACCGGUGUUGUCUUUUAAUGAAAUAUUUUCGCUACUUGAAAAAAGUUUGGGGUUUAAAAAUGAAAUAAAGUGGACGAGUUUUAUAGCUAUCACUUUGUACCAUAUUAUUGGAGUUUACUGGUGUUAUUACUACGCUUUACCUGUAAAAUGGCAGACAUUGGUAUUUGCCGCUAUUAUGUACGUAGCAUCUGGAUUCGGCAUCACAGGCGGAGCACAUCGGCUUUGGACUCACAGAGCAUUUAAAGUGAAUCUACCAUUGAAGAUAUUCUUCCUUAUGUGUUUCGCCAGUGCCGGUCAGAACUCUUUAUACCAAUGGGUGCGCGACCACAGAAUACAUCACAAGUACAGUGACACGAACGCCGACCCUCACAACGCAAACCGAGGGCUGUUCUUCUCCCACAUAGGAUGGCUGAUGAUGAAGAAGAACGAAGAAGUGAUGCUGCGUGGACAACAAAUCGACAUGACUGACAUAGAGAAUGACCCAAUUUUGCGGUUUUACGAUAAACAUUUCAUCAAAUUGAAAUUGGUAUUCUGUUACUUUCUGCCGACCGUGAUCGGAAUCUGGCUGUGGGGUGAGAAAUGGAAGACUGCAGUGGCCUGGCAGUGCUUCAUCAGGUUCCUCAGCAUGUUUCAUAGCGAACUUACCGUCAACAGCUUAGCACAUACUUUCGGUUAUAAACCAUAUAACAAAGACAUUGUUCCCGCUGAAAACCGUUUCGUAGCCACAUGCACAUUGGGGGAAGGAUGGCACAACUACCACCACGCUUUCCCAUUCGACUACAAAGCCGCAGAGCAUUUCGACUUCUUCAACUUCGGAACGUGGUUCAUCAGAUUUUUCGAGAAAAUCGGUUGGGCUUACGACCUUCGUGAAGCAACUCCUGAAAUGAUAAACUCUAUAGCUAAAAGAAUGGGCGAUGGCACACCCAUACACUUUCCGUUAAAUGAAAAACACAUGAAUGAAUGCGAUGAAAAGCAAACAGGUUAA
Messenger RNA from Diatraea saccharalis (sugarcane borer), 1005 nucleotides. Lineage: Eukaryota; Metazoa; Arthropoda; Insecta; Lepidoptera; Crambidae. The record is from the annotation of a GenBank genome assembly.